AUGGGCGGAACGUCAUCCAUGUAUCAACAGCAUCCCCAAGAAUUAAACAUGAUGGAUCAACAUUCUCUGGUUGAUAUAAGAUCUAUCGUCAAUGGAAUACCUAAGAUGAUGCAGGUGGCAGAUGAUAUGCACAGAAUGACAGAUUAUAUAAUGGACUUAAGGAAUAUGACACUAGGACUUGUGGCUAUUUCCCUUAUUGGUGUUAUCGGAUUUCUCAUUCUUCGUGCUGUAAACGGUAGAACUGGAAGAAGCCGGAGAAAAAGAUCAAUCCUACGUCAAGUUGAAGAAGGAUAUCCUCCCAUGCCACGAUACUACUACCAAUCUCAGUAUGCGCCAGAACCAUGGGACAGACCAAAAUCAACAUUUAGUCAUCACAGUCAAAUGGAUGAGAAGAAGCCAGUAGACAGUAGAAGUAGUCCAGAAAACAACAAAAUCAACGGUGCCCUUCCUUACAAGUCCUUCACUAAUGAGGAAGCCAUAAGCCCAGAUUUGGAUAAGAAGAUGAUGACCACAUCUCUACCCUCAGAUACCAACGGAGGAGGAUACCGACACACGACGUCUUCAACGACCCCGCAAAAAUCACGUCAUCCACCGGAGCCGGUCAAGCUUUUGGUUGAGGACUUGCCGUAUGCCGAUUGUUAA
This is a messenger RNA of Auanema sp. JU1783, 642 nucleotides long. Lineage: Eukaryota; Metazoa; Nematoda; Chromadorea; Rhabditida; Rhabditidae. The record is from the annotation of a GenBank genome assembly.